CCGGUGGUGGCGGCGGCGGGGGAAGAGGAAGAAGACCCUGCGAGUCGGGAGGCGAACUGGCUGCGGUGAAGCCGAUGGUGGGAGUAGGAGGAGGAGGAAGAAGAAGAAGAGGAGACGAAGGAGGAGGGGGUGUGAGGCGACAUGGACGCGAUCUUUCACGAGAAGCAAGAGGGCUCGCUGUGCGCCCAGCACUGCCUCAACUCACUGCUGCAGGGCCCUUACUUCACCGCUGUGGACCUGUCCACGCUUGCCGUGCAGCUGGACGAGGCUGAGCGCCUGCGCAUGGCCGAGGGGGGAAUCACGUCACAGGAGUAUCAGCGUUUCAUGGAGCAACCGUCAGGAAACAUGGACGACAGUGGGUUUUUUUCCAUACAGGUGAUUAACAGCGCUCUGGGAGUAUGGGGGCUGGAAAUGGCGCCCGUGAAUGCACGGCACUUCCAGCGGUCGCACAUCGAAUUGCUGAAGGAAAUGGCGUUCAUCUGCAAUUACAAAGAGCACUGGCUCACGGUCCGGAAGCUGGGAAACCAGUGGUUCAACCUGAACUCGCUGCUGUCAGGCCCUGAGCUGAUCUCCGACACCUACCUAUCGCUGUUCCUGGCACAGCUGCAACAGGAGGGCUAUGCGAUAUUCGCGGUGCGCGGAUCCUUCCCGGAGUGCGAGGCGGACCAACUGCUGCGGCUCAUGCCGGCCGUGCAGAACGAGCGGCCCCGGCUGCUGAGCGAACUGGCGGCGUCCGGGAGCGGCAGGAGGGCGGCGGAGUCGCACAGGUGGGGCUUUGGCCCGGCGGGAAGAGGAGCUGGUCUGAGCAUCACACCACACAUAAUGCGACUGCUCGGAACCCUGGGGUUGGUGGAUCGCCCAAGGAGGGGCGAAGCGUCUCGGCAAGGAGACACAAAAAGCACGAAAAUGCAAAAACAGGAAAUAAACGACCUGGAGCAGGCGAUGGCCGACAGCCAGGCGCACCCGGGCGGGCCGUCGGGGGCGGCCGAGUCGGAGAGCACGGAGGAGCGCGAAAAUCUGCGUCGGGCGCUGGAGAUGAGCCAGCAGCAGAUGGACGAGGAGGACGAGCAGGCGGACCUGCGCCGCGCCAUCCAGCUCAGCAUGCAGGGCGCCUCGCGCCACCACGCGCUGCUGCCAGACCCCAGGGCAGAGGGGGUCCCGCCAAGGCCAGCCCCGUUAGCUGAGCCAGAGGCCCUUGAUGCUGAGGAGCUGCGUAGGAAGCGCCAGAUGUUCUUCGAAAAGCAGCAGCAGCAGCAGCAAAAGGAGGAAUCGGAGGGAUCGAUGACUCCGGAUCUGUGUGCCGAGGGCAGCCUUGCCUCCUCGUCAUCACCCGAAGAGGAGCCUCGUGCUCCGCAGCACGGCAAGCCAGGAGCGUGCGCACAAACAACUGGAAAACUUCAUCAUUGGACAUCCUUUGCCAGCACCAAAAUAUAAUAAUAGGGGUUUUCCCCUUUUUUCUGGCAACAAAACUGAAACUUUUUUUUUACAAGGAUUCAUGUCUGCAUUAACCACAAUACUUGCAGACAAAAUACAAACAAAAAACACACUGAUAAUAUAUGCAUUGUCCUUGAAACUUAGUUUCAGGGCAGCCUUGCCUCCUCGAAACUUAGUUUUAAGGACAAUGCAUAUAUUAUCAGAGUGUGUCUUUUGUUUGCAUUUUGACUGCAAGUAUUGUGGUUAAUGCAGACAUGAAUCCUUGUAAAAAAAAUGUUUCAGUUUGUUGCCAGAAAAAAGGGGAAAACCCCUAUUAUUAUUAUUAAACUGGAAAACUAUCGUAGGACUUGUGUGUAGGCAGCUGUUCCCUUCGGCGUGAGUAGAAACCCCCAUCCCACAUCUCCCUUGCGUUUGUGGUGUUGCGCUUUCUGCUGCACGAAGAAGCCGGCUUAAUUUCUGGCUACUCACUCGCUCGUUGGCGUGUUCAUUUGUUUGUUGUUUAUUUUUCAUUUGAAAAAUCCUGUUUUGCUUUAGAAGCUUAAACAGAAGGCCCUGUAAUGGUUUGUCGAAUAUUCUUUUAAAAUGAAUUUUGAUGCUUCCAAUAAUACAUCGAAUUGUGUGUAUUGAGAGUUGACUAUGAGCUUUUCAUGUAUUGUCUUUGUUUGGACAUGGAAAUCACAGAGGUUGAAUCUUGAAUUGUGAUCAGAAAUGAUGCACUUCACCAAAUAAUAGGUUACUGGUGGAUCGUUCUAUAUUUUUGUAUGUACAUAAUAAUUCAGGGUCUGCGGCUGGCACAUUAGAGGCUCUGUAUGCCUUUCCACCGUCAAUGAUAACAACUGUGUCCAAUACCUCUUGAAUACAGAGACAUCUCUGCAUGCAUUAUUAUUGAGUCACAACAGGGCAUCGCCUUGAAUACAGCUAGGCAUGGAAUGAUCAAGAUGGGAAACAAUGUAAAUUCUGGAAUCAUCUUUUUUUGACUAGCUUUGAUUUGUUUUGCUCCAUUAACCUUAAGGAUAACGUUUGUUUUUAAAUUGCAUAACAUUCGCACACAUCCUAAAUUAUUUAUUCUUAUGCGGACACCGUGCUGCAUGUAUCACGAGCACAGGAGUCGGUUUUAAUCGAUGCAUUCUUACAUAUAUAUCUAUACAGCGUACGUUUAAAUAAAAUGAAUACAGUUUAAAUACAUUUUUCGUACAAAAGAAAAAGGGCACUGGCUCGGAGGGGAGGUCUGUGAAUGGGGGUCUCUCUUGCCGCAAUCGACAUAAAAGCGUGCGGAGCUCCAUCCUCGAAUCGGGCGCAGGUGUAAGGCUGGAAGCACAGACAGCGGGAGGUGUUUAAUGGGAUCGGAGGUGCAAUUCGUUGGUAACUACAGUCGCGGUGCCGCUCGGUGUGUAUUGAAAUCCAUACAAUCUGUCAGCUCGUUUGCAGACCUUUGUACACGCACGAACAGCGAGAUAUCCAUUUGAUGCCAUUGAUCUGAUGUGUUUGUAUUAUGCGUGUAAAUAUGCUUUCUAACAAAAAUAAUAUAUAAAUGCACCUGCUGAUGCGUGUAUGUGUGCGGUGUCAUGUCUGCAUUGCAUAUACAUGAUGUGAUUAACAGAGGACAUGAAUGUGGGGCACUUAUUAGGGCCACCCUGAUGAAAGCCGUUUUUGUGAAAUGUAUAAUUUUUCUUCCUCUGCACGAUGAACAUUGUACCCUCACUAAAAAUAGCACACUGCCAAGUGCGCACAAGCAUGGCACUGUGUACACAGGAAUAAUCACAAUUUAAAUAUUAAUGAGCAUUGGUCAUUUUAAUUCUAAUUGAUUUCCAAGGCCACUUAAAAUGUAAAUUUUAAGUUUGGUGAUCCGUGGUACAAAUGUUUCCCCCGUAACUAUCGCGACCACGUAACUGUAUUGUCCACCUCCGAGUGUCACUAAUUAUCGUUUGCUAUUUAUACAAUUUUUGUACAGCCUGGCAGUACCCACAAGCAUGACUGUUAGGAUUAUUCUCUGGAUGCCCACCAGGUUGGGAAAAUAAAUAUUAAUUUGGAAGGUUGCCCCGUCACUGAUAGGCCUCUUAUCCCUACAAAAGUGUGUGUGACUCUUCUUUGCUCAGUUUAUUUUUUUAUUUGGCUGACCAGAGGCUGCUGGUGUGUUAACCAGCUCCUCUUUUGUUAUUUCCUUCCCUUUCUGUUAUGUAUAAUAGGGCUUGUCCCCAGGGGUAGGCCCUAGGGUCUGGCAGAUCACUGUGGUUUGUGCCAACUGUUUGGGAACUAAACGCCACAUGUCCUCUUGCCCUGCGUGAUGGACCCUUGCCAUCGGUCACAUGACAGGCCUGGUAGGAGUGUCACGCACGCAAGGCGGCCCGUUCCUCGGCCAGGGGUCCACCCCCAAUGCCUCUGGUGGUCUCGUCUGGCAUGAGUCCCCGAUGUUGCCGGUGGUCCAGUUGGGUGGCACAGCUGCAGUACGGCCCUUCGGUCACUGUGAGUUGGAAGCAGCUUCUCGGGCAGGCUGGACCAGUGGGAGUCAGAGGAGGCAAUGGCCGAAGUUGCUCCUGUACCCUCAGGCCUGUGGCCCAGGAGAAAUCCAGCAGCGACGUCCUAGCAUUCUAGAGCCCUGGCUAUUGUCUGAGGAGACCUGCUGACAACUGCCCCCUGAGCCCAGGGGUGAGGCAGCGGUCUGGGGAGCCUGGUCGGUGGUACCUAACAGUUCUUUCUUGUGGUUGCUGCAAAAAUCCAUCUUUACAUAAGUACUAAAUAUUGUAUUAUUGUGUGUGUAUAUUAAAAAAAAAUCAUUUUGUA
Molecule: messenger RNA, 4215 nt
Organism: Petromyzon marinus (sea lamprey)
Lineage: Eukaryota; Metazoa; Chordata; Hyperoartia; Petromyzontiformes; Petromyzontidae
Gene: ATXN3
Product: ataxin 3
Biological process (GO): protein deubiquitination
Cellular component (GO): nucleus
Molecular function (GO): cysteine-type deubiquitinase activity
Source: RefSeq, a predicted model, not a curated record